Molecule: messenger RNA, 2303 nt
Organism: Fukomys damarensis (Damara mole-rat)
Lineage: Eukaryota; Metazoa; Chordata; Mammalia; Rodentia; Bathyergidae
Gene: Akt1s1
Product: AKT1 substrate 1
Exons: 6
Coding region: 256-1608 (450 amino acids)
Biological process (GO): negative regulation of protein kinase activity; neurotrophin TRK receptor signaling pathway; negative regulation of TOR signaling
Cellular component (GO): cytoplasm
Source: RefSeq, a predicted model, not a curated record
GAACGCUCACUUCUCCAUACUGUAUUCUGGCAACGAAGCCAUAAAGGUGCCAUUGUAUUCGAGGGCAGGGCAUUAGCGGGUCCGCAGAGGCCAUGUUCAUGCGGGGCAGUCUCAUCUCCCUGCGGGGCGCUACAGCGAGGUGCUGGAAAAGAGGAGAACAUAAAGGAAAAGAAGAAGCCCGUGUGGCCGCUUUGGUCUCUGGCAGCUCGGACCAGGGAGGUGGGAUGGGCAGAACGCAGGAGCAGGUAAACGGAAAUGACGCAAGGCGCCGCCAUACCUUUUGAGGGCGGAGACGGCAUCAGUCUGGCCAUGCUGGCUACGGGCACUGGGUCUACCCGGGACCCCGGGCGCGGUGGGGAGGUGUCUGCGCGGCGGAGCGGGGCCCCCGACGCUCACCCGGCCUCCUGCAUGAUCGCGUUCUCCAUUCCUGCGGGUGAGGGCUGCCUCCAGCUUGACGGCGCGGCGGGUGGGAGUCCUCUGGCUUCCCUCGCCUCUUGGGGGAUUUUGCUCUUGUCACCUCCUGGAACCACUUUCCUCACUCUUAUUCCUUGCCUUUCGCCCCUCCUGAAGGUCCUGUCACUUUUCCUCAUCUCCGCAUGUGCGGGACAGGUCUCCCUAAUGUUAACUUCUGCAUUGAGGCGGGACCCCCCCCACACCCCACAGGACUCUCGGGGGUGGGGGGAGUCGCUAGGCUCGGUCUCCUGGUUGAGAAUCGGAGUCCGCGGUCUCCAGGCCCUGGCAGGGACUUCGUGUGGCUCUUCCCACCCUUUUGUCCCUGUCUCUUCUGAUGGGAGAUUCACCGCCCACGCAACCCCCCCUUCCUGUGGCUGUCCCGGGAGCCCCCUUUCCCUGUUCCCUCCAUGGCAGAAGGGCCUGGGACCCAGAGUAGUGAGAGCCCAGGCCCGCAUGCCAGGCUGCGUGGCCCUGGAUCUGUCAUGUCCCUGCUUGGACAGGAUCACUGUCCAGUGCUGUGCAGUUUGGGCUUCCAGAAGAAGCAGUUUCAGCCCCACUCCUGCCUUAUCUGGCUGUGUGCCUUCUGGCCAGUGUCUUAAGCUCUCAGCUUCUCUCCCAUCUGGGAGAGUUGCGGCUGCUGCCCGGCCACCCAAACCCCCACCAGUUCCACAGCCGCCCAGUCCUGAUCCGAGCCCGCCCCGCCUGGCCUUGCCGAAGGAGGACGAUGAGGAGGACGAGGACGAGCCCACAGAGACAGAGGCCUCGGGGGAGCGGCUGGGUGGCAGCGAUAAUGGAGGGCUCUUUGUGAUGGAUGAGGACACCACCCUCCAAGACCUGCCCCCCUUCUGUGAGUCGGACCCCGAGAGCACAGACGACGGCAGCCUGAGCGAGGACGCCCCCGCUGGCCCCCCGGCCUGCUCCAUGCCCCCCGCCUCAGCCCUGCCCACGCAGCAGUACGCCAAGUCCCUGCCCGUGUCUGUGCCCGUCUGGGCCUUCAAGGAGAAGAGGACCGAGGCGCGGUCGUCGGAUGAGGAGAACGGACAGGUGAGGCCCCAGAGGGGAGGGAGGGGGAGCCCUAGGUUCUGCUGUCUCAUCCCUGAUCCGGUUUGUUUUUGCACGUCAUGGGAAUUGAACCCAGAGCCUUGUAUACACUAGGCAAGGGCUCCACCCCUGAGCUCUAUCCGCAGCCCCCCUCCUUUUUUUUUGAGACAGUGUCUCAGGCUGGCCUCAAACUUGAGAUCCUUCUGCCUCAGCCUCCCAGUUAUCUGGGACUUCAGGCAUGAACCUCCACACCUGACCUGUUAGCUGAUUGAAUCCUCCCCUCAGUCUGGAGAGGCAAGUGCUAGGUUCAUCAUACAGCCUUAGGCUGUGUACCAGGCCUUGUGGGAAGGCCUCUUCUCUCUGGAAGCAUCGUCAUCUGCCAAACAUGUGUUUUGGGCCAGGCACAGAUAUUUUAGCAUCCCUUAAGAUAGGGAAACUGAGGCCAGAUCACCCCACACAUUCCUGUUCCCACCCUUAUGUGCGCCACUGUGCCCACACAGUGCCCUAUAUGGAGUUCUUUGCCUGGUCCUGCUGCCCAUCUCUGAAAUUCCCUAAAGCAGAGGGGAGACAGAGGCACUGAGAGGACACGUGACUUUCCAGGGCCUAGAAUGGGUAGAGCUGGUACUGGAACCCAGUGUCUUUCAUAGGAGCUGUGGACCUCGAAGGAACAGGCCUGGGACCCCAGUACCCCCCUCACACCUCAGUGUUCUUAGUCGAAAGUCAACAUUCAGGGCAGUGACAGAGCCAGGAGGCUGAGGCAGGAGGAUCGCUGUGAGUUCAAGGCCAGCCUGAGCUACAUAACCAGACCU